Molecule: messenger RNA, 1056 nt
Organism: Raphanus sativus (radish)
Lineage: Eukaryota; Viridiplantae; Streptophyta; Magnoliopsida; Brassicales; Brassicaceae
Product: zinc finger BED domain-containing protein RICESLEEPER 2-like
Exons: 3
Coding region: 1-1056 (351 amino acids)
Molecular function (GO): DNA binding
Source: RefSeq, a predicted model, not a curated record
AUGUAUGUGGAGAAGAAAGAGGCAUUGAAGAGAUGGUUCUUAUGGAAUAAGCAACGUGUGUCCAUCACUACUGAUAUACGAGUUUUCCAAACAACAGGUGCUAGUUACAUGGUGACCACAGUGCACUACGUUGAUGCUUUGUGGCGCUUGAAAAAACUGAUCAUAGGCUUCAAGCACAUCAUGGAUCACAAAAGAAUUGAGAAGGUCUUUCGUAUUACUGUUGACAAUGCUAUUGUGAAUAGUGCUGCGUUAAGGAAGUUUCAUACUGCAUUUGCCUUAGUGUCUGAGCAGUCUCUUGUCUUAGAUGGUGAUUUCUUGCACAUGAGGUGUAGUGCUCACAUAAUAAAUUUGAUUGUGAGGGAUGGAAUGGCAGAGAUAGACCAGAAUGUGGCUACUAUCCGCAAAGCUAUUGUCUAUGUCAGAUCACAUACAAAUAGGCUGAGGUCUUUUGAGCUAAAGGUGGACUCAGGUAAGAUCACAAGAGGAAGCUUGCCUUUGGACAUCAAGACAAGGUGGAAUUCAACGUAUCUGAUGUUGACAACAGCGUUGAAAUUCAAGGUAACAUUCGACAAGAUGGAGGCAGAAGACAAGUUGUACAACGACUACUUCAGUGAGUUAGAGAAUGGUUCUACAUGGGUUGGUCCUCCUCAUCAUAUGGAUUGGGCUGCAGUCGAGAAAUUGUGUCGGUUUCUUGUCAUAUUUUACAACUCAACACUGGUGGUAUCAGCCUCAACUUAUCUCAAUGCACAUAAGUGUUAUGGCGAGAUAGUAACCAUUGCAACAAAUCUGAUGGCACUCAUCGACAGCUAUGAUUCUGAGUUGAAGUCGAAGGCAACAGAAAUGUUCAAAAAGUUCGACAAGUAUUUGGAUGGUCUCAAGAACUUGAACAAGAUGCUGAUGGUUGCGACUGUCUUUGAUCCCACCAAGAAGUUGGAGCUUGCGAAGAUGUUCUUUGAGGAAUUGUAUGGGCUAGAAAUUGUCGAAUACAAGGAGGUGUACGAGUCCUUGAUUACUGUCUUGAGAAGUCUGUUCAAAGAAUACAAGAAUACAGUGUAA